Molecule: messenger RNA, 1643 nt
Organism: Punica granatum (pomegranate)
Lineage: Eukaryota; Viridiplantae; Streptophyta; Magnoliopsida; Myrtales; Lythraceae
Source: RefSeq, a predicted model, not a curated record
GGAAUUGGGGCAAAUUUCAAAAUUGAAAUGGGAAAUGACAUUGCUGUCGAAGGUGAAGGUACAAACAAUUGCCCAUGAUUAUACAAAAAAUUACUGUCACUGCCACUGAGUCUAUACCGCCCGCACAUGAUUUCUCGGCAGAAAUUGUAUGCAGAAGACAGCAUUGCUCUUCCAUCCUACUGAGUAGAAUAGCAAACCCAAAUCCUCCAUUGAAGACGCCAAAAAUGUUUGUCUGAUUUGUGACUUCCAUUCCGUUCUGACAUUCGACAUUCAAUGUUGUUCCAGCGCAGGAACCGUGGUGGUUUCAGGUUUCGUUGAGGUAUAGAAAGUGGAGCUUCUUGCUGCCCUUUAGGAGGGAGGAAGAGCAAGACAGGAUUAGAAACUUGCCGGAGCACGUUAUUGACCAAAUCCUUUCACAUUUGCCGAUGGAAGAGGCCGUCAGGACCAGCAUCUUAUCGAACAAGUGGAGAUACAAGUGGCUGGGCUACGGUUCCGGUGCUUUCAUUCCAUAAUUUCCUCCAACAGAGCAUUUGGUAUACGAUCUUUCAAAUCAUCGAUCAUGUUUUACUUUCUCAUGCUGGCCCGGUACGCAAGUUCGAGAUUUGUCAUCAGUUCAUAAAGGGUGAGGAUGAGGGUGGUGAUGUUGACCGCCGGAUUCUCCAUCUUUUGAGGAGGUCCGUGGAAGAGCUCAUGCUGUCUUUCCCCGGUUCUCGACCCUACAAGAUCCUUCUUGUUUCUUUGGUAUGCAAGAUUUGGUUCAAAUGCACUUGAUGGAUUGUUCCAUGAACCUCCCCCUGACAUUUCAAGGAUUCAAGAAGCUGAAAACGAUGUCUUUGAUCUCUGUUACUAUGGCUCGAGAAGCGCUUGAAUAUCUGAUUUCGAGUAGCCCUCAGCUGUCAAAAUUGAUUUUUGAUGGUGGAGGAGGAUAUCAAGCAUCUCAACAUCAACAAUCCAAGUCUCCAGCACGUCCAUAUUUCAAUCCCUUUAGGAGCAAUCAAUUUUCAAAGUCCCGACUCGUUGAUGUCAGUUGCAGUUUAUUUUGAGGAUAAUAUUACAGAUAGGAAUUCUGGCGGCAAUGUCAGCUCCAGCAGCUUGAACAGAUUCCUUCUUGAUCUGCCCCACGUUCAGAGUCUAAAGCUUGGAAGUCUUUUGCUCAAGACUCUCGCGAGCCGCUCUCCGGUUGACGAUGUGCUGAAGAAGGUCAAUGCACUGAAACCAAAACUUGGAGUUCCACUAGCUCAGGUUGCAAUUGCAUUAGAAUGUCACCGGUGUGACAAAGGAGUCCCAGAGCCAGGAGAACACAAAGGCGGUUGAUGUUAUCCCCUUGCUGAGGCCGGCGGUGAUGUAGAAGAUUGAGGCCUCGGUCCAGAAUAAGCCGAAGGGGCCCUAUUCAUUUAGAUGAACAUCAGAUGUUGAUGCUGAGCAUUGGACUGUUUUGUCAUUAGUUUGCUCGGACUUGAAUGAAUGUGCUACCUUAUUUAGACCCCUAUGAGCCGCGAAUUGUAAGGCACUGCAAUUUUCAUGUUAGCUGGGAAAUAUCAGCUCAAAUUAGGUUAGUCUAUGAUAAGAUGAACCGUCAAAUCAAUAAGAAAUAUCUGAGCAAAUAUGGUAUCGUUUAUAAUAAGAAUGUCGGGGCUAAUCCG